This is a messenger RNA of Tachyglossus aculeatus (Australian echidna), 1056 nucleotides long. It is a transcript of the gene TMEM254, whose product is annotated as transmembrane protein 254. The transcript has 4 exons. NCBI's taxonomy places the organism in Eukaryota, Metazoa, Chordata, Mammalia, Monotremata, Tachyglossidae. The record is from RefSeq and is a predicted model, not a curated record. Bases 27 to 464 code for a protein of 145 amino acids.
UGCCCCAUAGGAGCGCGCGGGUCGCCAUGGAGAAGGUCCCCGAGACGACCUAUUUCCGGCGGGUUAAGCCGCUGUGGUUUGCGGUCAUCGCCGUCUCCAUGGGCUACUUCGCGGUAGGCGCUGCGAGAGGAGCCGGGACGCAGGCGCACUGGCCCCCGCGCCUUCCGGGCGCCGCGCAGUGGGCAGUGUUCUGGCCUCAGAGCAUCCCAUAUCAGAAACUGGGACCUCUUGGCUCCUUCACCCAGUAUCUGGUGGAUCGUCACCACACGCUUCUGGUUAAUGGGUUUUGGCUUGCCUGGCUGGUCCAUAUUUUCGAAUCCUUAUACGCCUUGGUCCUGUGCAGGCGGAAAGGCAUCACGAACGGCCAGGCUCGCCUUUCCUGGUUCGUACAAACCUUCCUCUUCGGGAUAGCGUCUCUCUCCCUCUUGAUUGCUUACCGACCCGUUCGCCAGAAACAGAAGUAAAGCUCCGAAGACGCCGACUCACGAGAGCUUUCCCGUAUAUCCGGGGCAACGUCAUCCCUUCCAAAAAUCUUUGAAAUUGAUUCUGCGUGUGGCUUCUCGGAUCAUUUCCGUUCAGAAAAUGUUUUCCGUCAGUUUUCCUCUUGCUGACCGAGCGAUUGUUCUGGGAUUAGGCCUUUCAUUCAUUCAUUCAAUCGUAUUUAUUGAGCGCUUACUGUGUGCACAGCACUGGACUAAGCGCUUGGGGAGCCUUGAGGAAGGUUGAUUGAGAGUCAGCCAGAAAAGGGGGGAAAAUUUAUAGCUUGUCACUGAAGCGGGUGAAAUCAAUUGGCAAAGAAUCGUACUUACUGUAAGGACAGUCAGUGCUCCGGUAAUGCAGAGAUUGUAUUCUAGACUGUGAGCCCGCUGUUGGGUAGGGACCGUCUCUAUAUGUUGCCAACUUGUACUUCCUAAGCGCUUAGUACAGUGUUCCGCGCACAGUAAGCGCUCAAUAAUUGCGAUUGAUUGAUUGAUUUUCUGGGUUGAAACAGGGACCAUAUUUUCCACCUCUCUCUCUUUUGGUAUUGGAAUAAAUAUACUGUUUGCUCACCUAUAA